CCAUUAAGAACUUUUUAAAUUUUAAUAAUCGUUUAUAAAUUCAUAUUUCAUGCGUCAUGUUUGACAUUUUGAACAGCUGUCAGUUUUUUUAUCAUAUGGCGGGAAACUUAGCAUUUCAGGUAAUAAACCUUCAAUUGUGAAAAUAGAGAAAAAGGUUUAGUAAUUCGAAUGAUUUGUUUACAAUGGAGGAAAAUGAUGCUGAAUUAAAAAAAUCUUUAGAUGGACGAUUACAGAAUAUUUUAGAGCACUUUUCAAAAUGUAAAAAGACCUUUAUAAACGAAGGUGAGGAAUGCAAAAAUCUUAGAGAAGUAAAUACAAGGUUACUAAUAGAAUUAAAGGAAGCAAGGGAGUUAGAAAAAUCUCACCGAUAUCACUUAAUGUCAUCGCGUGAAAUGAUUGCCAAUUUGCAGAAGACAGUUUCACACUUGGUUUAUCUUAAACGUGAUGUGAAAAAGAUUAAAGAUGAAUUAGUUUCUAAAGAUUCUAUUAUUGAUACAUUGGAAAAGGAAAUAGACAAUGUUUCGAGGAAACACAACGAAGUGUUAAUAGGAUUACGAGCCGCACACGACCAAGAAAUGAAGGAUUUGACGCAGAAUAACGACAGGAGAGCUCAACAGGUGCAAAUAGAUUUCGAUACGCGAAUCGCUCAACUGACGUUCGUCGCCGAAGAAUUGCGCAACAGGAUCGAAGAAAUACAAAACGAUCAUCGAGAGAGAAUGAAUGCGGUGGUGCUGGAUUACGAGGAGAAGUUCCAGCACCAGGUGCGGCUCCAGGAGCGAGCCACGAAAGAGGCCGAAGCCUCUCGGGCCCAUUUCCAUGCUUAUCAGAGGAAAUUAGAAAUCCUAGAAGAGAAAGUUAAACAAAGCCAGUUCAAGGAAUUCGUAGCUCAGAACAUAUACUCUCCAGAACGCGAGAGUAGAGUGGAACGGCCCUAUUCCGUCGAAACGAAUGCGACGUAUGGGUACAAUGCACCCGGCCCCCUCACGGCACAGGCUACACAUUCGGGGAAGGGGUCCGAACCGAACGAGAAGAAGGGCCCGUUCAACAUCAUUAAGAAGAGGAAGCUGUACACCGAGAAGGGCUUUUUGAACAUGUAA
Pieris rapae (cabbage white) is the source of this 1097-nucleotide messenger RNA. RefSeq lists its product as uncharacterized. Bases 183 to 1097 code for a protein of 304 amino acids. The record is from RefSeq and is a predicted model, not a curated record. NCBI's taxonomy places the organism in Eukaryota, Metazoa, Arthropoda, Insecta, Lepidoptera, Pieridae. The transcript has 6 exons.